AUGAAAUUUACACUCAAAGGAACACAAGGAAAGGCUGUGUUCAAAUCCAUAUCAGUCUCUAUUUUUUUCUUGCUCACCUUAGUUUUCUUGAGAUAUGGCAUCCUUAUUAAUAAUACAGGAAAUAACCAUAAGGAGCCAUUGAAUUUGGAAGACAUCGUAUUGCAAAAGUUUCGACCUACGUAUAAACAGAUUGAUUGGAUAUACAAUGAGAAAUAUAGUGAUACGUUUCUUGUGAAAGAGAAUGAAUCUUUAUAUCUUCGCGAUCCUUUUAAUUUAGAUGAAUUACUAUUUUCUGAUGCUGAUCUUGUGUACAAGGAUCGACGUAUCGUUUAUGAUGGAUAUUCUGUUUCUGCAGAUGCUCGAUUUGUUUUAUUAUACGUGAACAAAACCCAGAGGUGGAGACACUCAUUUACAGCUUCUUAUUAUUUAUUUGAUACCAUUGAAAAAGAAGUGAGACCGCUAGUCCCCGAGGAAGAAACUCUGCGUGUAAGCUUGGCCGUUUGGUCACCCACAGGACAUCGAUUGGCUUUUGUAUAUGAAAAUAACCUACACGUUCUCACAGAAAGUAAGGAAAUUAUGAGACUUACGACCGAUGGAAAUGAAAGUGUGUUUUAUGGAUUGUCUGACUGGAUUUAUGAGGAAGAGGUUCUAUCAAGCCCUUCGACAAUAUGGUGGUCUCCAGACGCUCGUAAAUUGGCAUUUCUUAGGUUAAACGAAAGUGCUACGCCAAUCUACCAGUUUCCCUUAUAUACUAGCGAAAGUGAUACUUCAAGUUUUGAAUUUAAUUAUAACAAGGACAUUCAAAUCAAGUACCCAAAAGCUGGUCAACCGAACCCAACUGUUUCGUUACUAUUUUCCGAUUUGGAGUCUGAUGACACGUAUUCGUUGCAUUCUUGGAAUGACCAUAUUUUUGAAGAAACGGUGGUACAAAAUUUGCUCUGGAUCAAUGACUCAACCACACUUGUACAGUUUACCAAUCGCAACAGUACCUGCAAGAAGGCUGAUUUAUUACACUUGGAAACGAAAUCAAUUUCGACCGUUUUUAGUGAGUGUCUUACCGAUGGAUGGUUUGAGGUGCAACAAUGUGCAAAGACACUGCCUGAGAAUGAUCCAAGGUAUCAAAUGUGGACCAAUGGAUUUUUUGAUAUUAUGCCUUAUCAAGAUAACAAUCAUUUGGCUUUCAUUCCUUUCAACGAAUCUUCUCCCAUCUUUCUGACUUCUGGAACUUGGGACGUUACCGAAGGACCAUUAUCCAUCGAUGCUUUUCGAGUAUACUUGUAUUUCAUUGGAACGCUGAAAGAUUCAUCAGAACGCCAUUUAUACUACGUUUCCUUGGAUGAUUAUGAAGUACAUAAUGUUACUGAUGAUGGUGUACAGGAUGGUUACUACUCGACUAGUUUCUCUCCUUCAGGUAAUUUUUAUGUAUUGAAUUAUCAAGGUCCAAAAAUCCCUUGGCAGGAACUUCGUUCUAUUCAGAAAAGCGAUUUUGCAGUUCGAAUUGAAGAUAACAAACAUUUGCAUAAAAUGUUGGCAUCGUACAAUCUGCCGCAAAUCGAAUAUGGCAAACUCAAUGUAAACAAUACCAUACUGCCUUACAUGGAGCGAAAGCCGACAAAUUUCAAUCCUUCCCAUAAGUACCCUGUUUUGUUUUUCGCUUACGGCGGGCCCGGUUCUCAACAGGUGUCUAAACUUUUCCGUGUGGACUUCCAAACAUAUCUAGCUUCGCAUCCAGAUUUUGAGUAUAUAGUAGUGACUGUUGAUGGUAGAGGAACCGGAUUUAGUGGGAAUAAUUUCCGCCAAUCUGUAUAUCAAAAUCUAGGUGUAUUGGAAGCAAAGGACCAAGCAAGUGCUGCUGAACAUUGGGCGCAUCUUCCGUUUGUUGACCGAGACAAAAUUGCUAUUUGGGGCUGGAGUUUUGGUGGCUAUCUAACGUUGAAAACACUGGAGACUUCCAACGUGCUUUCGUACGGAAUGGCUGUCGCUCCUGUUACGGAUUGGCAUUUGUACGACAGUAUUUACACAGAGAGGUACAUGAAUUUACCAAUCUUGAAUGAAGAUGGUUAUGAGAACUCAAAAGUACAUAAUAUUGAAAUGCUUAAGGAAAAAAAGCGCUUUUUAAUUGCACACGGUACAGGAGAUGAUAAUGUACAUUUUCAACAUGUGAUGCAUUUCAUGGACCAAUUAAACCUUGCAAAUUGCUACAAUUAUGAUAUGGCUGUUUUUCCAGACAGCGCUCAUUCUAUAAGCUAUCAUAAUGCUAGUCUUGCGAUAUAUCAUCGUUUGAGUGAAUGGAUAUUUACAGCUCUUUAG
Molecule: messenger RNA, 2310 nt
Organism: Schizosaccharomyces osmophilus
Lineage: Eukaryota; Fungi; Ascomycota; Schizosaccharomycetes; Schizosaccharomycetales; Schizosaccharomycetaceae
Gene: dpp2
Product: dipeptidyl peptidase
Exons: 2
Coding region: 1-2310 (769 amino acids)
Biological process (GO): proteolysis
Molecular function (GO): dipeptidyl-peptidase activity; serine-type endopeptidase activity
Source: RefSeq, a predicted model, not a curated record